AGCCCCACCCUUGCUGGUGCUCAAGGAAAAACCUGGGCCAAAAAUACGGGUUGGUCUUGUGAUCUUGUAGCAAAGAGCUUAUAUAUAAUAUACAGUAGUAAUGAAUCAGGGUGCAAUAAGAGGCAGCCAUGGGGUGGUAUGGAAUUGUGGGGUUAAGGGAUACCCAAAUAGGCCUGGGAAUGUUUAGGAUAACAUGACAGAGUAGGACAUUAUAACAGGAUAGCUCAGUCGCAGCAUCCUUUAGAAGUCAUUCUGUGAGUUAACUGCAAUAUAUUACUCUCCUGUUCUCUACAAACAUUGUCAUGUCAUCUGCUUUCCCCCUGCCCUUGCUGUUAUGCAAGCUGGAUGUGGAAAAAAUAUUCAAUUGGGUUUUAAAUACUUAUUGUAAUGUUAAGAACUAUGUCCCUUCCCCCUCUUAAUGGCGAUACAUGUUAAAAUAACAAUAAUUAGAAAUCCAAAGUAACAGACUGAAAUAUGUCUUGGCUCAGUACCAUAAAUAGCACCCCCCCAUCAGAUAAGAGUUAUGGGAAAUUCCACUGUCAUCCAUUCAAAGAAUAUUAUUAUUAUUAUUAUUAUGUGGUUGGAUGUAACCUUCCACUUUAAAACAUUUCCCCACUUUUGUUUUUCUGCCUAGAAACAUUUACUGUUAUUCAUCUUUGUAUUUUGUGUGUGCAUGUGGAAGCUUGUUAAAAACCUUUGUGUGGAGAUAAGCUGCUUUGCAGGCUUUUCAAAAUCUUUUGCACAGUUUUCUUUUUUUAAGUGCUCCAAAUAUCUCUAGUUAACUCACAGGUCAGCCAAAUGGCAAUUAUAAAUCUUAGGAGUAAUCUUUCUGUUUUUCUGUGUUGUGCUCUGUAUGUUUUUAAAGAUAAAAAAAUAAAAAAAGAAUAACACACUGGAAAACUCCAUAGCUUUCUCGGUACUCAGAGCUGUUCAUUAGCACUGGAAUCUUAUUCACAUCUGCCCAAGCCUAUAUCCAGCAUCGUCUGCAAGUAAUAUGGUUUUGACUUAGUGUCACUCAAUGAUGCUGUGGGAAAGAAGGAGCCAUGUCAGAAGACGCUACUAGUGAGACACGUUUAUCUUUGAAGACAGCAGCUUUAAGAGUAUUUGAUCUUCCUCUUUCCUGGUAUUCUUCCCUAACCCAGGUUAAGGUUUCCCCAGGUCUCAAGAAGUUAUUUGUAAUAACAGCAGUGGGUGCAGUGUCUGUGCUUUUUCUUGCCCAUCACUUCAAAAGAAAGCGUGGGAAGAAAACCAGGAAUGUAUCUCCAUGGGAGCCAGGCCACGUCGUGUUAGACUAUAUAAAAACACCUGCAUCAGAGAAAGGUUCCAGUUGUUCCAGCAGCAGACAAAAUCUAACACUUUCAUUGAGUUCAGCCAAAGAAAAAGGUUCUCAAUCCUAUAUCAAUGCAAAUGGAGGCCUCUUCAGUAAAUAUUCAGGUUCAGUGCAGAGUUUGGCCUCGGUCCAAAGUGCCGCAUCCUGUCCUAGCUGUGCUUGUGUCAAUUCUAGUUCCUGGGACAAAGCAGAUGAAGAUGAUAUAAAGCUGGUCAAUGUUCCAGUAACUACUCCAGAAAACUUAUACUUGAUGGGAAUGGAACUAUUUGAAGAAGCUCUUCGCCGAUGGGAGCAGGCACUGACGUUUCGUAACAGGCAAGCGGAAGACGAAGCCAACUGUAGCGCCGUCAAACUUGGAGCAGGUGAUGCUAUUGCAGAAGAAAGUGUAGAAGAUAUCAUUAGUGCUGAAUUCAUUCAUAAGCUUGAAUCCUUGCUCCAAAGAGCUUAUCGUCUUCAGGAAGAAUUUGAGGCUUCUCUUGGGGCAUCUGAUCCUGCUUCCUUUGCCAAUGAUAUUGAUAAAGACACGGAUAUCACUGUAAAGGAUAAUACCGAAGAAUUCAGCCUGCGGGAUACAUUAAGCAUGGGAUCAACAGAUUCAUUUGUUUCAGCUGCUGAGCUUGCAGAACACAAAGAGAGCCGAAACUCUUAUAAUCUGGAUUCGCUAUGCCAUUGCCCAUUAUACGAAGAAGCUAUGCACCUGGCAGAAGAGGGCAAGAUUUAUUCACGAGUCUUACGGACUGAUACGUUGGAGUGUCUGGGGGACAGCGACUUUCUUGCUAAGCUCCAUUGUAUCCGCCAAGCUUUUCAGGUAAUCUUUUCCAACGCCGCAAAUAGAAUAUUUCUUGCUGAAAGUGGAAGAAAAAUCUUGUGCGCGCUAAUCAUGAGAGCUAGAAAGAACCCAAAGAAAUUUGAGGAAGUAUUUGAUGAAAUGAUCUCUUUCUUAGAGCAGUCUGAUCAUUGGGCUAAUACUGAAAUGGAGCUUGCUGCUUGGGGAGUGAAACAUCUAAAUUUCUAUGAUGUUGUUCUGGACUUCGUAUUAAUGGAUUCCUUUGAAGAUUUAGAGAAUCCACCUAUGUCUAUACAAAAUGUGGUCAAUAACAAUUGGCUGAAUUCCUCUUUCAAAGAAACUGCUGUGGCUUCAAGCUGCUGGUCAGUUCUAAAACAAAAAAAGCAACAAAUGAAGGUUCCUGAUGGCUUCUUUGCACACUUCUAUGCUAUUUGUGAACACAUCAGCCCUGUUCUGGCAUGGGGCUUCCUUGGCCCCAGGAAUUCUCUGUAUGAAUUAUGCAACUUCUUCAAGGACCAGGUUCUCUAUUUCCUGAAAGACAUUUUUGACUUUGAAAAGGUGCGGUACUCCACUAUAGAUAACCUAGCGGAAGACCUUAUGCAGUUGCUGAUUCGACACACUGAUCUUCUCUUGGCUAACCUCGGAGCCGACUCGCUAAGGCAUUCCAGUGGCCUUGUUAGUGGAUGCGGGGACACAGCAGCCAGUGGCAUUUUGGAAGCUAAAGCACAAUAGUUUCCUCCUUUUCGUUCUUAAUGUGAGCACAAUUUUUUGCCGUUUUCUCCCUCAAGGAAAGCUGCCAUCGCUUCGGCUUUGGUUUUGGUUUCUUUUUCUUCUUUUUAGCAAGUACCUGAAAUCUACAAUGUUGUUAAAUAUGGACUCAGGGAAGUUAAAAAAAUAUAUGGAAAGAAUUGCUUGUGGAAAAAAGAUACUGCAUAUGUUUGGAGCAGGUAGCUUAACCGUCACUGGAUUUAUAUGUAAUAUAUCCCAACAUAUAUAUAUUUUUGAAAACGAAGUGAAAUGUAUUUGUGGAAAUACUGUGAAUUUCCUCUGAUAUUGUUUGUGACUGAAAGUGAUACAAAGAAACGUGGUAUAUAGUAUACAAGUUUGUCUCGAAGGUUUGCACUGUUGGAAUUACCCAGUACAAAGUCUCAAAAGCUCUACCUGACCCUGGCCACACACUUGCCAAGUUAUACAUUUACUGUUAUUUUUACUUAAAUGAAGUGCAAUAUAAUGACACUUAGAGUGACAAACGAUUUAACUUUGCCUUGAAAAUGUAUGUUGUGUGUAUAAGCUAUAGCUCAUUAUGUAGCGAAAUAAAUCGGUGCAUUCAGCCUUUGGGCAGCAAUGCCGUUCUAUAAGCUUUUUUUUUUAACAAAAAAUAAUAAUAGAGUACAAAGCUCAUAUUUUUAUGUAAAUUACCCUUCACUGAUAUUUUACAUUGGAAAUCACAGUCUAGGGAGGCCUUAAACAAUGCUCUUAAAUAAUUUAAUAAUUGGUUGAAUCCCCUUGCACCUUUAGAGAGCUUUUAAAACUUUUUACUAGUUGUGAAUAAGCUAGAAUCUUGUCUUGUUUGAAUGUAUCAUUUAAAGUAUAUUUGUGAGGGAGGGGGAAUGUUAUGUCAAAAACGAUAAUCAUGCAACAGACUUAAAUACAUGUUACUUCCGUCAUUUUAAAUUUUGUCUUCGUCUCUUUUGAAAAUUCUGGGGUUCAGUUUACGAAGUGACUCUUAGAAAAAGCAAAACUUCACAUCUAAGCUUGCAUAAUACAACCAUAAAAUGGGAUAUCAGAAUAAAAUGAUACUACAGUAAAAUAUUGUGAAGGCCUGGGCAUAUGAAAUGAUUCCACCUGCUUCUGGAAAGAGAAGGAAGAUUGCACCAGGUGAAGCUCUUGUGGGGGGAGGGGUGUGGAUUUUAAACACAGCAGAGAAGACUCUUGGUUAUCAUCACUGCACCUCAUAGGGUGGCAGAACCUGGAGCAGGACCUUUGAUGCUGAUCUGAAUCCUAUUUCACUUGCAGGAAAAGGUAAUCUGGCCCUAAACUGUUUGGGGCUUUCUAGGUCAAAACCAGCACUUUCUUCAGAAAUGGAUCGGAAGCCAAUUUAACUCUUUCAAAGAACUAUUGAGCUUUCACUCCAAGCAGCCAGUCCCCUUACAUAACUGCUGCAUGAUUUGCAUUAACUGUACAUCCAGCAGUCUUCAAAAGCUAUCAUCCCACAGUAAUCUAAACUGAUACAGUGGUACCUUGGUUUACAAACUUAAUCAGUUCUGCAAGUCCGUUCUUAAACCGAAACGGUUCUUAAACCGAGGCCCGCUUUCCCUAAUGAGGCCUCCUGCCGCUGGUGCCCUUCCACCGUUCGGAUUCUGUUCUUAGACCGAGGUAAAGUUCUCAAACUGGGACACUAUUUCUGGUUUUGCGGAGUUUGUAAACCAAAUCGUUCUUAAACUGGACUGUUCUUAAACCGAGGUACCACUGUAUUACCAGUGUAUGGAUAACUGUGAUCAGGCUGUAGAGAUAUAAUAUCACCUCCCACCAAACCGUGGGCAUGUUCAAAAACAGGUUGAAUACCAGUCCCACCAGCCCACGGUACUUCUGCCUUGUCUGGAUUCAGUUUUAGAUACUGUGAUCUAUGCCUAUGUCUAGAAAACGACACUAUUUGUUCAACUUGAAAGUCUGCAUACUAUUUGUGACAUUUUGGACUCGCUUAAUAAAACGUAUUGCCCUAA
Podarcis raffonei (Aeolian wall lizard) is the source of this 4840-nucleotide messenger RNA. RefSeq names its product mitoguardin 1 (gene MIGA1). The record is from RefSeq and is a predicted model, not a curated record. Lineage: Eukaryota; Metazoa; Chordata; Lepidosauria; Squamata; Lacertidae. The transcript has 16 exons. Gene Ontology annotation, biological process: mitochondrial fusion. The coding region runs from base 1044 to 2849 and encodes 601 amino acids.